AAAACACGGUUAUGUUAUGGAUGUAAAAAUGUUAUCUACGUAAACAAUUUUAUAUUUUAGCCUGUUUAUUUAUUGUUUUUUUUUUUUUUAAUUUAAAAUGGUUUUAAAGCGAACGAAAGGUUACCAAGACAUAGAUGAAAAUAAUGGAUCUCUUACAGCUACCAGUGCAACCACAGAUACGACCCAUAUACCACAAGAAAUUGAAAUGGGCUCUGUUUCUGUUGUACCUGAUGAUACUUUUACUGUGACACAAGCUGUGAAUGCCUUAGGAUUUGGUUGGUUUCAAGUGAAACUGUCUUUAUGGACUGGGCUUUGCUGGAUGGCUGAUAGUAUGGAGAUGACUAUACUUUCCAUUCUUUCACCUGCUCUACAUUGUGAUUGGCAGAUAUCCAGGUAUCAGCAAGCUUUAACUACUACUGUUGUAUUUUUGGGAAUGAUGUUAUCAUCAACAUUUUGGGGAAACUUAAGUGAUAGAUAUGGCAGAAAACAUGCUUUGACCUUAUGUGCUAUACUCCUUUUUUAUUAUGGAUUGCUAAGUGCGGCAGCACCCAGUUUUAUGUGGAUUUUACUGUUACGAGGACUUGUUGGUUUUGCCAUUGGCUGCACGCCCCAAUCUGUUACUUUGUAUGCUGAAUUUUUACCGACAAAGCAGAGAGCCAAAUGUGUCGUGUUGCUUGAUUGUUUUUGGGCGUUAGGUGCAUGCUUUGAAGUGGCUCUAGCGUUAGUUAUAAUGCCCACGUUAGGCUGGCAUUGGCUUCUAGCUUUGUCCACGGGGCCAUUACUCGCCUUUGCGUUGAUAUGUCCAUGGUUACCAGAAUCUGCAAGGUAUCACGUCGCCAGUGGCCAAACUGACAAAGCCUUAGAAACGUUGGAAAAGAUAGCAAAAGAUAACGGCAAACCCAUGCUGCUGGGUAGAUUAGUCGUUGAUGAUUCGUUUACCUCUUCUUUGCAUCGGGGAAGAUUUAAAGAUUUACUGGUACCUUCCUUGAGGAAGACAUCGCUCUUAUUGUGGUUUAUUUGGAUGGCCUGUGCUUUUUGUUAUUACGGUCUUGUUCUGAUGACGACGGAAUUAUUCGAAACGUCGGCAAGCUUGUGUUCUGCUCGAACAAGGCCGGCUCAGUCAGUAGAUACUUGCGCUGCAGAAUGCAGGGAGCUGCAAACCACUGAUUAUAUGGAUCUAUUGUGGACCACUUUGGCAGAAUUUCCAGGGAUAUUCAUCACAAUUGCGAUUAUAGAGCGGUUUGGGAGGAAGAAAACUAUGGCUGUACAAUUUGUGGCCUAUGCAGUCUGUUGCUGUUUCCUUGUGCUCUGUACUGAAACGCGAGCUUUUCUCACGACAAUGUUAUUUUUUGCAAGAGGCAUCAUAGCUGGCGUUUUUCAAGCCGCUUAUGUCUAUACACCAGAAGUUUACCCGACGUCUUUACGUGCCGUUGGUGUGGGAUCUUGUAGCGCGAUGGCUAGAUUGGGGGCUAUGGUUACACCGUACGUAGCUCAGGUGUUGUUAAAAUCGUCAAUUUCGUUUUCAACAACGAUAUACUCCACAGCAGCCAUAUUGGCCGCUAUAGCUUGUCUUCUACUACCGAUCGAAACUAGAGGCAAGGAAUUGACAGAAAACGUGCAACAACAAGCGAGUUCCGUGUCAAAUAAUCAGUGAUAUUUAAAAAAGACUAAAUAGCAAGUGUGUAACAGGUUAUUUAUCAAAAAGUUUUUUGUUGGUAUAAAUUACCAGGAUUCUUCAUAAAAUAAUGGCACAAAUUAAAACGUAUUCCACUCAAGUAUGGCUUAAAAUGCAAAAAAAUGUUUUAAGUAAAAGGUAUCGCUUGUAGGGAGCUAGUUCAACGAGUUCUGUCUAAAUUUGGCGUUUCGGUAGAUGUAGCGAAAAGCGUUGUUGGCUUUCUUCCAUUUCCUUUGACAUCAUGCCUUUAUUGUAUUCUGGGGGUAAGACUGAAUUUAUUGUUGACCCUGAUCGACGUAAACUCUUACAGCACAGCCGUUAUUUACUCUAAAACAUAUACGCCAUCAUUUUUCCAAAUUAGAUUGUUAUUUUUCCUCGAAUUGCGUCUAAAGGAACUAGAUGGCUAAAUUAGAGCCCGCCCAUUCGUUAAUUCCGGACCCAUCUGUGAACCAGAUGAACCUAUUCUAUCGAAGCUUCGCUGGUUCUGAUUACGCCCGCGUCUCACGCUUUGGAAAGUGCAUGGUGAAGAUAACGAGAACUUAAAUAAAGGACUCACAUAAUUUUAAUUAAAUAUGAUUUAUAUUUGACAUUUGGAAUUCAAUUAAAUAUAGAUGGUGACAUAGAAAUGCCACAAGAAACUAAUUUCGAUGAAUAUGAACGACGCACACCACUGACUAGAUUACUGGUUUGGCUUGAGUGUGGUUUAGUGUAUCCUCAUUUCGUCGCCAGCGAUAAUAUAAUCCCAAAAUUCUUCUCAUUUCUCUUUUUACUGCUAAAAAAUUUUGCUAACUCUUUCAAGGAGUUCUUUGUGCAUUUUGGCAACCAUUCUUACACACACCUUGUGAUAUUGCAACUGUUCUAUCAAAAUCUUCUCAAUUCCACGGAAAUUAAUAUUAGAAAUCAUCUAUCUAACUCGUGAAUAGUCUAUCGUUGAGUAUAAUACUAAGCUGUCAACUAAUGUAAUUAUUUCGUCCGAAACAGAACACGUGGAUAUCUUUAUUUUGGUUUUUGAAUCAUCUGCAUCAUUUUCGCACGUUUUUGAUGUCCUUAUACUUCGUAUAAUUUUGGCAUGAGUUUGUAUAUCCCUUAUUUCGCUUAAAUACAAAAACUGCAAAUUUUACUGAACCCAAUUAAGAUCGUACUAAAACUAUGAGUGGGAUCUACGUUACAAACCGUUAACAAGUCAAGGCUCAAGAGUCGUAAAUCUUUCUAAAUAUUUCCUGAAAGUUUUUUUUUCGCUUUUCAGAGACUAUUUUAUGAAAAACCUGUUAGUUUGAUUUUUACCGUAUAAGUUGAAAUGAAGAGCAUACUUUUAAAUAAUAUUCAGCAAAUAUCUUGUUCUACACUUGCUAGAGUAAAUAAAUCUUUAGGGCAAGCAUAUUCAAGUAAAUAUAUUUCAGUAGGUACCACUAUUUAAAAAGAAGAUUGAUUGGUAGUUCAAGUGGUUGGCGGUGAAUCUAUCAGUUAAAAAUCACUGAUUUUAUUGACUCCUAACGUCACAGUUUUUUAAGUUAGCUUCCAAAAUUCCGUCAUGAAACUAUUUUCGCUGUGCUUGUAAUCAGUUAAUUUCAAUUUUUAGUUCAACUGAAUUUUGUACUACUGAAUAUGCAAAUCGAUGUAUUUUUCAUAUUCAUGCGCGUGAAAAUACAAUUUUCGAUUUGCGAUGUUUGUGAUUUUCGAUUUACGAUUUUUUACUAAUCUCAUAUUCCUAUCAGAAGCUGGUUGUGGACGAUCCGGACUUUUACCUUUUUUAUCUAAGAUAUUUCUCAUGAUGCUUACUUAUAUUCAACACUGUAGUUUUGGGAAUAUUAAUUUCAUCUGCCACUUUUUUGAGAUUUUUUUAUUGCGGCAAUAAUUUUUAAUCACAAUUUUAUUAAAAUAAUACGCGAUUUACCCAAUUUCAUGAGAUAUUAAUUGUAGAAUAUAAUUUUACAUAUGUUGCGAGUGUUCGAUUGCACUGUUUUCACAGCCUAAUUAUCUUAUCUUGUGUGGUCUUUAGCAGUUACUUCAUACUGUCCCAUUAUUCAGUUUUCACUAGUUUUUACAGACUUUAAUUAUCCUUAUGCCAUUAAUAGGUUAUGUGGGUUGUAUAAAACAAUAUUAAUUACGUUUUGUAAUUAUAUAAUAUAUAUCACUUAAAAUAUUGCGUACUUAGCAGUAUGAUCAUAACUUAAUUAAUAGUUAAACGCCUAAAUUUUUUAUAUAUUUUAAUUUGUCCCAUUAUAUAUUUAUUAGGGCUCCUACAAUUUUUGUAAAUUACUAUUUACGAUUUUAGUGAUUUUCUUUUUAUAAUUUUUUAUUUACAAUCGAUUUAAGAUUUUUGUGAUUUUCGAUUUACGCUUUUUUCGUUUUUCAAUUUACGAUUUUCGUGUGUAAAAGUGUAAAAUUUUAAAUUGGUAUUUCUGGACUCACAGCAUCACCACCAUGAUGUUUUGUAUUCAACAACAUAUUAAGAACAAAUCAGAGCAUCUGAGAUCACUAACUGAUCCAAUCUCCCUAAAUUUAUUUAUUUAUCCCUUCGAAAUUGAUUAUUAAUUGAACAAUUUUAUAAUGCCUGAAACUGUCAGAUACACGCUGUCAGUUGCCAGUGGUUUAUCCAUCGAGACAAAAAAAGACAAAAGAGGGAAUGUAAAGGUAGUGGGGACAAAAAUAUUGUUAUAAAGACAGGAAGUGCUAUCUUGAGAGGCUACUUUAAACAAGAAAAGACAGUCUCUUUCCUUGUUUAAGAAAUCAAAUUUAGUUUGGUUAUGUUAUUGUUUGUCCCAUCGAGCAAAAAGACAAAAGAGGGAAUGUAAAGGUAGUGGGGGCAAAAAUAUUGUUAGACAGGAAGUGCGAUCUUUAGAGGCCAUAUUAAACAAGGAAAGAGAGUCUCUCUCCUUGUUUGACAUCAAAUUUAGUUGGGUUAUGUUAUUGUUUGUCCCAAAUGUCACAUGAAAUCUUAUUUAUAUUGAAGUUUUUUAACAAUUGUGUCGCAUUUUAGACUAUUAUUGUUAAUAAUUAAUUAAAACUUUCUCGUCUAAGACAUAUUCUGAAAAAUAUUAUAUAGCUACUGUUAAUAAGUGUAGAAAAAUUUAAAUUUGACGCAUUCGCAUUUCCGGAUAUGUCCGCCAUCAGAGGCCACUUUUUUGGUCUCCUUUUCAUAAGGAUUAGAUUCCCUCUUUUGUCUUUUUGCUCGAUGGUUUGUCCCAACUGUCACAUGAAAUUUUAUUUAUAUUGAAGUUUUUUACCAAUUGUGUCACUUUUUAGACUAUUAUCGUUAAUGUUUCAUUAAAACUUUCUCGUCUGAAAAAGAUUUUAUAGCUAUUGUUAAUAAGUGUAGGAAAAUUUAAAUUUAGCGUCUUUGCAUUUCCGGAUAUAUCCGCCAUCAGAGGCCACUUUUUUGGUCUCCUUUUCAUAACGAUUAGAUUUUCUCUUUUGUCUUUUUGCUCGAUGGGUUUAUCAAUUUCUAGUUUUGUUCAACAAUGAAAAUAAUUUGUUUGUUAUUUUAGGACUAUAUUUUUUAAUAUCUAGAGAUGCUAGCGGUCACCAUUAUUAUUUUUGAAGCUGUCAAUAUUGUAACAGCUUAAUGGUGCAAAAUUUUGAAUAUGGCGUGGAUUUUGAAUAAUUUUAUAUAUGAAUGCAGAAUGAUAAAAAACAAUGGAUAAUAAAUCAAAAGCUAAAUGUUCAUGACUGAAUAAAUAAAUAUAUUGUACAAAAAACAAUAAAUGACAAGUUAAAAGACUUCUUUUAUUAAAUAGGAAAGAAUAACAUCUUUUAUUAGAUAGGAAAAACAGUGACAAGUCUUAAACUUUGGCAGAAUGCUGGAAGAUAAGAUACCACAGAAAAAUACAGAACCGGAAAAAAAUUAAUUUUAUUUUUACAGACAUGGAUGAAAAAUUUAGUAACUAGAAGUCGAGAUGAACACAUUUGUCUAGUCUCAUAAUUGGUAUACAAGAUGAAAAUGUGUAGUAGGUAUUCACAAUUUAGCUGUGUGAAUCAAUAUAAAUAUAUCAAUAAUUAAAGUUUAAUAAUAUUUUGUAGAACAUGCUUGCCUUAAAACACUAAUUUUAUUCUUCUAUAAGUAUUAUUUUCGUCUUCCAUGUUACUUUUUUAUAUUCUUGAUUUUUCUGUUUUAAUAUCGACAUUUAUGUCUCAUUUCUGAUAUAUUUCCAAUUAUUGGGUCUAUAUCUACUACAAUAUGUGACAUAUAUUCACAAUUUUUUCAGUAGUGUGAUAAAUAAAUCGAUAUAUGUGAAUAUAUGACUUUUAUUCGAAAGUGAAUAAAAUAAAAAGACUUAACACUACUGCCUCAACUUAAAAAAAAUCGUUCAACGAUUAUACGAAUAUUUGAAACAGUCUAUUUGUUGGAUUUUUGAUCAUUUUAGACAUUAUUCUCCUAAAAAAAAUUACGGCUCCUAAAAUCAUGAAAUUACGCCGUUUAUUCCUAUAAAAUCUAAAAUAUCAAAUAAAAGGCAGUGUGUUAAUUGAUAUAUUAGAUUCAUUUUAAUCAAUUUUAGUACAUUGAACUUAUAUUUCUUGGCAAAAAUGUGCCUUAUAGCGGCUGAUUAUUAUAUUAGUGUUCUAUUUUUUCUUAAGUAAAGUUUCUGUUGUCGUUUUUGUAAACAACAAAAAUAUUUUCCAACGUCUAAAUGCACAUUUCAUUGGUUGGCAUUUCGUAACUGUAACACUGACAUACGUUUGACAUUAACUAUUUUGAUCUUAUUCGUAUAAAUAUGAACGAUAUUUGUUCAAAAAUUCUGCGGACUAGCUGUGUCAUAUAUUGUACCUUUCAACACGAUUCUCGUGUAAUUGUUGAACUGAUACUUAUGCGAUAUUAAUGCUUAAACCAAAGGUACUUAAUUUAUUUAAUGAUUGUAAUAUUUGUAAUUUAUUAAUAAUUAUUUAUAUACAUAUACAUAACUUAUUGUCGGCCUAAAUUUUCUAUAGAAAUGUAUCUAGUUCAGAGAGAUGUUUAUUGAAUAUGUCUUCAUCUUGAUAAUAACACGACUUUGGGUUUUCUAUUCUAUACACCUAUAGAUAUGCAACCAGCAUUACACCAUUAAUUGAUAUAAGGCUGCUGGAAGUCUUCCGGACCGAUUUUUUUAACGGACUCUCAGUGUUGCUUAUCGUAUAAUCACUAGAUAGCUGUCGUCGGACGUCUGACAAAAAAAAAUUGGCUAAUGAAUAUCCACUUCCCCCACCAUGACGGAUACUUUCGGUAUCUAGACGCUAUCAGACGUAUGAUACGUUUUCUGAAAUAUGAUUGUCGUCUAGCUGGAUUUUUUCCUUGAAUUUAUUCAUGGAAAAUAUUGACCCGGAGUUCAUAUUUUAGAUCAAAAAUAGACUGGAAACAAAUCUAGAAAAAUGAUACAAAAAAAAAAACCUCAUUACGGUAUAUCUUAUGUGUAUACACGAUGACAUAUGUCUUAGGUUUCCACUUUUUCAGCUCUAUAUUUAAACGGUCCGUUCCAAUCACCUCUUACGUAUGCAAUGACCAUUACACAAUCAAUACAAUUAAGCAUUUUUUUGGAGUUUUCUAUUUCUCACAGGUCGCAUAGUGAUUUAUCUAUCUUAUGAUACUUGUUUUUUUUUAUAUAGGGUGUCACUUCCUUUCGAUUUUAUGUUUGUAAAUAUUCUACAUAUUGCGUCUUUACAUUCCAUUCAAACUAUUCAUGACUUUUGAUGGUGGUUAAAACUUAAGAAAGCAUCCGUCAUAUGGCAUGUGAUAUACCGUGUAUGUCACGUAUCACUACUGAUUUGAAUUGAAAAGGCUAAACUAAGACCGUUCUAUCGUUUUUUUAUCGAUAUAUUAGGUGUCUGAUGUUAUUAUUGUGAUUCUAAUUCAUUUUAACCUCAAUUAAAAGCAAUGCCAUUAGGAAGAACAUCUUAUACUGUUAAAUCCAAACAGUUUUGGAAGUAUCAUAUCGUAUUUCUGGGUAAUAUACCCCUUUUUCUAUUCACAGUUGCUUUCUACCUGGACUAGAUACGUUUUAGUGUAAUAUGAGAGUGUAUUUUUGAAAAUACAAUACCAUUUUGUGAGACUGUCUGACAUAUUGGUGUUCCACUUGUGAUUAACCGGUGAUGGUAUUAUUUAUUUAUAUUUGUAUAAAGAAUAAAGAUUUGAUACUAACGUAAUAAAUAAAAACAUAAAAUUUUUUAUAAUAUUUUUAGAUGACGAUUGUUUUUAUUAUAUAUAGAAAAGCUUUUAUACUCUUUUUGACUUUGUAUGAAAAUAAAUAAUAUUUAAUAAAUGU
Molecule: messenger RNA, 7908 nt
Organism: Diabrotica balteata
Lineage: Eukaryota; Metazoa; Arthropoda; Insecta; Coleoptera; Chrysomelidae
Source: the annotation of a GenBank genome assembly